CUUUUUAUUUCAUUAGUCACUUUUUUGUCCUACUACAGUGUUUAAUAGUACUACCUCCGUCCCAUUUUAUGUGUCUUAGCUUGACUUGGCACGAUUAUUAAUGAAGUGAUUGAAAAAGUAAAAGUUGUGGUUGAGAUUUGAGUAUAAUAAAGUGAAAUGAUGUAGACCACAUAUUUUUUUCCAAAAAAGAAAAUGAAACACUUAUUUUGGGACAACCCAAAAAGGAAAGUAGGACAGGUAAAAUGGGACGGAGGGAGUAAUACGCAAUAUAUAUGGAAAAACCUCUAUUAAGAUAGCAAUGCCCACUAAUUUAACAUGUAUUUGUUGUUAUUUUCAUCUAAUUGAAGACUUCAUUCGAAAUAAAUGCAUUAAAUAAAUAUAGGCAAUUGCAUAUUUAUGAUUUCAAAUGUUUUUUUAGGUAAUCACAUAUUUAUGAUUUCAAUUUUUUUAAUUAGACUUUUAAGUCAAGUAAUUAUAAUAGUAACCUUAAUCAUAAUCACAUGUGUUCAAAAUUUACAUUAUAAUAAUAACUUUAGUCAUAAUCACUCUAUAUGUCAGAAUGUCAUUUAGAUUUUAGCAUGAGUCAAAAAGAUAUCAUGGAAAUUCAUUAUAGAAAUGUCGUAUUUUUUGUCACAAUCAACUACGGAGUAUACGUUAUAGUGCCCUAAGUUACCAAAUGUGAGAUAUUCAAAAUUCAAAAGAUUGAUAAGUAACAUUGAUGUCACACUAAGCACUUCCAUGAACAAUUGAUGUUGUGUAUCUAGAAACUUUUUUAAUGUGUAGUUUAUUUUUUUGUCGUAGAACAUAUAUAUUUUCGUCUUUUUUAUUAAUAUUGUACAUGUAAAUCGCCUUUUUAAAAAGAAGUGUAUUUCACUACCAUAUUUAAAUUUCAGAUUGAUACAAAAUAUAAAUAUAUUAGUAUGUUGUGCAUUGCUCGGGAACAAUACUAGUAAUAAUUAAAAUGUUUAACAAUUAAUAAUACUAAUACAAUUUGAGGGGAUAUAUGAAUGCCACAUGUCAACCAAAGAAAGAGGGGUGACCAGCACCCUCUUUAAGAAGAGUAAACCAAAUUGCAUUUUAAUUGACUUGUUCCGUUUGUUCUUUUCAGAGUGGGACUAUUUUAAAAUAGAUGUUUAUUGAGAACUUAUUUUAUUCCAAUAUCUUUUGGGAUUAAGGCUUGGAUGUUAUUGUUGUGAGAGUACUUCUUUUAUCCCUAAUUGAUAUCCAUCUAGCAGAUUUUAAAGUUUGGCCAAUCAGAAAAUUAUUAUUCCUUAAUAAAAUUGUGUAUAAAGCUAAAAAUUAAUGAUUUGUAUAUUUAGAAAUGUCAUUAAAAAUUUAUUGAAUUGAAAAAAAAUGAUUUAAUUUGUUUACAUUUUGAUGCAUGAAAUUAGAGAUUAAAGUAAAUUGAGUUUUUUUAACGAAAUUAAAUUGUAACGUAAUUAAAUCUAUCAUUUUCGGACUGAGAUACUACGUAGUAUUGUUUUGAAAUGAAGUUUGAGCAAGCUUUUAUAAAGAAAAAGUUUUCAUGUUAGGCAAAUUUUGAAGAUUGCAUAGAAAGGUAGAUAUAGUUAAUUUUACUUUUUUCGUCACAUUUUAAUUGUCUUACUUUUCUUUUAUACUAGUAUUAUCUUAAAAUAAAUGUCAUGUUUCAUUUUUUGGUAAGAAAUAUGUGAUCAAUAACCUUUCACUUUCUUCUAGUCAAAUUCAACUAUUCCGUAUAACUUUAUUGUUCAAUUAGUUUAUUAAUAAUUGUAUCAUACUAAAACAAGACAUUCAAUAUGAAACGGAAGUAGUAUUGUUUAAGAAUAAGCUUGGAUAUUUUUGUUGAUAUAGCCUAUCAAACAAGCACUCAAUUAAAGGACCGGAGACCAAACUCGAGAUUCAAUUCAUUAGUUUCUGAAAUGAUGAUAGGAGCUUUGUCGAGUAAGUUUAUGGAGCCCCAUAUGACACCCUUAUGAAGUCAUAUGGGAUAUUGUGACACCAUCUUUACCACCCAAUUUUAAGUGGGUCUCUCCACUUAAAAAAUGAAUAAAAAUUGUCCAAUAUAGGAGUGAACAUAAACAUAAUUGCACAAAUAGGAGUAAAAUUUAAAACUUCUUUCAAUAGGAGUAAACAUUAAUUUUCUGCCCUUAAUACCCCAAACGGCCUAACCUAAUUAAUUCUAAAAUAUGACUUAUAUGAUUAAAUUAAAAUAUAUAAAAAAAUCUAACAUAUUUUUUAAAAAUAUCAAAAUUAAAAAAAUUUUAAAAAAAAACUUUAAAAAAUAUAAAAUAGAUAAACCAAAUUAAAAAAAAAUUAAAAAAAUUAUGCAAGCCUUUCCCACAGCUACGGCCAUCACCCAAAAAUGCAACAUCUGAUCGGCAAAAAGUCAUGUAAAAAUUGUCAUUUUUUUAAAUGCCAUAAACAUGGCAGUUUUUCCCUUUGAAAAUGUCAAAUUUUCUCGAGAACUGCCAUCAUGAUUGCAUUUCUGACAAAUAUUGGCAUUUUUUUUAUGGUCGGAGCUAGUGGAGCUGAGAGGUUGUUGAGGCGAGGGGCGGAUGCCUACAUAUUUUUUUAUACUCCCUCCGUCCGGAAAAGGUUUGCCAAAUUUCUUUUUUUGGGUGUCCCAAAAAGAUUUGCAUUUCCAUUUAAAGUAAGGAAUAUGUGGCUAAAUUUAUUAUCUCUCCUCUGAACAAAUUUCAACAACAUUUUUUACUUUAUUAAUCCACGUGAAAAUCAAAGUUGGCGAACCUUUUCGGGACGGAGGGAGUAUUUAUUUUUCAUUUUUUUAUUUUUUCUAUUUUUAUUUGUUUAGUUUUUUAUUUAAUAUUUUUUAUUUUUAUAAAUUUUUAAUUUUUAUUAAUUUUAUUUAAUACGGAGUGGAGUAUAUUUUAUUUAUAUACUUUGUGUUUUUUUAUUUUUUUACAAUUUUAUUACGGAGUACAUAUUAAUUAAUGUUAUAUUUUAUGUUUUAAUUAUUAAUGAUAGUUUUUGGGGCUUGGGUAGGGGUAUACUUGUCCAAACAGUAAAGUUACUCCUAUUCAAAACAUGGUACUCCUAUUUUUUCAUUUUUUCAAACACAUGAUAAUCCUAUUUUUGCAUUUUGCCAAUAUGAAACGGAAGUAGUAUUGUUUAAGAAUAAGCUUAGAUGUUUUUGUUGAUAUAGUCUAUUGAACAAACACUCAAUUAAAGGACUGGAGACCAAACUCGUGAUCCAAUUCAUGAGUUUCUCAAAUGAUGAUAGGAGCUUUGUCGAGUAAGUUUAUAGAGCCUCAUAUGACUCCCUUAUGAAUUCAUAUGGGGUAUUGUAAAACCAUCUUUAACACUCAAUUUUUAAAUGAGUCUCUUCACUUAAAAAUUGAAUGGUAAAAUGGUGUUACCAUAACACAUAUGACUCCAUAAGGGAGUCAUAUGGGGUUCUAUAAAUAUUUUGGAGCUUUGUCUCCACAACUUGUACAUACUUGUGAAGAACAACCCAUAAAAAGCUAAAAUCUGUCCAUCUUUGACUAUUCUCUAUCUUCAAGAUUUUCUCCAACAAACCCUAUUUAGAAAACUAAACCAUAGGGACGUGCUGUGGAAAAUGGCCAACAAGAGUACAAGACUAGGCUUGGAGUCGGUGCGGGCCACCCGGCCCAGCCCGGUACUGUGUGGGCCCGACCCGAUACUGUGUGGGCCUGGGCGGGAACCGGGUACCGGUUCCGGGUCUAGGCCCGGUUUGUGGGGGGUAACCGGGCUAAGGGAAAUGCGAACCGGCCCGGCCAGGCCCGGGUCCGGUUCGGGCCUAAAUAUUGUUUUUUUUUUUUUUUUGUUUUUUUCAAUUCUUUUUUGCUUUCCCCCGGGUUGGGCUGGGUCACCAGGGUGUUUUGGGGGGGUUUGGGGGGUGGGGGGUCAGGGGGCCUAAAAAAAAUUAUAAAGACCCGAGCCCGGCCCGAACUGGACCCGGUGGACACCCGGGCCGGUUCCGGGCCUAACCCCAAACCCCAAAAAGCUCGUCGGGCCUAGGCCCGACCCGGGCCUGGUCCAUCACUAAACAAGACUCGAGAAUCAAAUCUUAAAAUAGAGAACCAUAAAGAAAGGAACUGUGUGAUUCUUCUUCUCAGACCAUAAUUUGGAAGCCUCAAGUGGAAGGAAAUUUUUCUCUGAAGUCUGCAUACAAUGAGAUUAGAGAAGCUCAGGGUUCUACAUUCUCCUUUCAGCAUUUAUGUGGAAUAAACAUCUGAAACUAUCCAUAAAAAUUUUUCAAUGGAAAGUGCUUCACAGGUUCAUACCUAUUACAGAUAAUCUUCCCAGAUUUCAAAGGGUUAUUCAACCCUCCAUUUGUCCUAUGUGUAGGAAUCAUAAUGACAGUAUGAAUCAUGCUUUUUAUCAAUGCUGUAAAGUCUUUGAUAUUUGGAAGUAUUUUAUGGAUAUCUUGGAAAUCCCAAUCAUCUCAAAUUCAUGUACUAUCAGAAAUGUUUUUCUUAACUGGUGGUUUCAGGCUGGAAGUAAAUCUUUGAGUGAUGUAUUUAGACACAACCUUCUAGGUAUUAUCUGUUGGCAUAUUUGGAAAUCUUAUGAAAAUAUGGUUUGGGGCACAUCCAGUCACUUCCCCGGAGUUGAUUUCCCAAAUAAAAAUCUACACUCAAGCAUGGAUUUGGAGUAUCCCUAAUCGGAGUUUCAGGUCUGGGGAUGAUAUCCUUUUUUAGGAAAGACUCGUUCCUAGAAAUUUCAAGUACAAAAACCCCAAAUUUGUUAUUAACUUAUUACUAAGUCGGUGAAGCCUAAAGGUCAGAUGAAACUUAACGUGGAUGCUUCAUAUUUACCUGACAAAGCUUCUAGUGGAUCGAUUAUGAGAAAUGAGAAAAGUAUUUUCGUUUUUGCUCUGAGCUUUCCGAUUGAGGCUGAAUCCAGCCUAGAUGCGGAGAUGAAGUCGAUUAUCACUGCUACGAAAUGGGCAAUUGAUGCGGGCUAUGGCAACUUCAUGGCGGAAUCCGAUUCCCUGAGAGCGGUGAAUAUCCUUGUAGCUAAGAAGGAAAGGAGGUGGUCUACGUUGUUUCAGGAGAUUGUUCAGACAUGAAUUUCUUUUGGGCACAUCUGAAGAGAAAAGAAUUGGACGGCCCACUAUAUUUCAGCUACUCAUCCGGCCCAUUUAACUAUUUACAAGUCUGUUAUUUCGUUUCCUCCUACUAUUAGAAAGGCCUUUUAUCUUGAUUUUUCUCGCAUUCUCUCUUUCAGAUGUAUUCCUUAAUUGUCGGGAGGUUUUGGUUUGGUCCCCCUCUCUUUUGUAUGCGGUUUUUAUUCUUACUAAAAUCUCGGUAAACGCUC
This is a messenger RNA of Cuscuta epithymum, 5283 nucleotides long. NCBI's taxonomy places the organism in Eukaryota, Viridiplantae, Streptophyta, Magnoliopsida, Solanales, Convolvulaceae. The record is from the annotation of a GenBank genome assembly.